AAACCCAGUGAAACCCAGUGACACACAGAGCGGCAGAGCAGAGCAGAGCAGAGCAGCCCUCAUCCAGAGCGGUGCCAGACGCACGGUCCACGUUAUGUAUUUGCCCGAGUUUUACUAAGUUUAGUUUAGUUUUUACUAUUAAGACUAGCUCAUACUUCACAUUACAGUCGAGUUCGAAGUCUUAUUCAGGUUUGUGUGAGUUCUUGACCAACAUUUGGAAUAUCUCUCCGGAUUAAAGUGGACACUUCACGACGCGCAGAGUCAUCUUGAAAAAGUUCGCCCAGGAUCGUUUCUUCAGACGCAGCAGCUCGGAGCGCUUCAGCAGAACAACUUGUCAGUGCGACUCCGUCUGGGCUGUUUUUUACAUCGAGCCGUCCCAGAAAUGGUGGGGCACCUACAUUUACAAGCGAUGGAUGAUAGCCUGAAAGGAAAGAACCGGGAAGGGCUGCUCGACAGCCCGGAUUCGGGGUUGCCCCCCAGCCCCAGUCCGCCCUUCUGCUCGCUCUCUCCGGGUCUGAUCGAGUCUCGCUCCGGCAGCUGCACGACGCCCGUCGAAAGCCAUCAUGGAUAUUAUAAAAAGGAAAGCAGAGAAGGCAAACUGCUGCCCUACCUGCUGCUGAACUCCACAGGACCAGACCCAAGGACUCGCAUGUACCCCGUGUUCUACGGAGAGAGCAUCGAGGUCGACCUCAAACCAGAGCAGGAAAUCAAGUGCAACACUGAGGUCAAGUACGACUCCGACAAACACUACCGGGACCAGGUCCUCUGCGCUCCCGUUCCCACGGCAACCUCCUUCAGUGAGACAGUGGUGGCGGUGAGGAACUGCACCUGGAGGAGCUAUAAGACGCAGGUGUACCUGGAGCCCCGGCAGAGGCCCGUCAGCUACCAGAGCACCACCAUCAUCUACCCCAAACACGCCAAGAACACUUACCGCACCACGCUCAACUACAACGCCACAAGCUCCCGCCGCUGGUUCGUCUCCACGGUGCAGCUGGAGUCCAGCGAGGACACGAGUCCCUGCAUCAUCUACACAGAGGACCUGUAGAAAUGGAGCAUCAUCUGGUUUUCUUUAUUCUUUGGAAGAUGAGGAACUUGGAAAGGCCCAUGUUGAAAGGGAAAUACUUCAACCCGGAGCUCAUAAAAACCCUUCUCUGUUCUUCUUCACAGAGAAAACUCUGGGAACCCUUCAGUGACUUUUCACCUGAGUGUAUUUAGAUUUUCUACUGUUGCAGUCUUUAAAGAGAGUAUCGGCCCUCUGGCAGUUUAAAGCUGCUAAUUUAAUACAUGAGCUGAGAAAUUGGUGGCCUUUGCUCUCCUUCGGGUUGGAUUGUAACCUCAGUGGAGGUGACGAUUGCAUUGUAGAUGUGUGUGUAUAUAGAGAAAAGUCGAGGUGACAUGUGGAUUUUAGCUGAACCUGCGCAACCCCAGUCACACCAAUGCAAAGCUUUCUAAAUAUGGCUUUAUUGCACUUGUUUUCUAUAUAUCACAGUUCUCUCAGAGCACUUGGCAUUGCAGGGGAGAAUUUCAGUACAGCAUCUGAAAAAAUUGGACCAAAGAUAGUUUAAACAGUUUAUCUCCUUCUAGUGACUUCUAAGAGAGAGCACUUGCUUUUGUUUUACAGUUUUAAUUAGCUCAGUCAAACAGCAGCUUGGCUAAUCUGAUCAAGAGAGGCAGGACUGAAGUAGAAUCAGAGGAAUGAUCACAGCAUUGGGAUUAAGGAUUGUAAUGAGAGUAUCUGAAAAUGGAGACUGACACUUUUAGGGAGUAAAAAAAAAUCCAAAAUCGAUAUACUGUCUGAUAUUCUUUGUCUAGGCAGAAUGAUGGGUUAUUGUGUAUUAACUUUCCAGCAAUGUAUUUCCAAACUAGUUAGUAAUUUAACAUGAAGACAUUGCUUGGCUCCGCACCGCCUCAGCUGUAAUACAUACUCUGCUACAGGUGCUGCAGACAGUGGACACAAUAGAGUCAGAGCAACUGCUGGACAAACUAUGUUAUGACUCCAUAUUACAUAUUAGCAAAUAGUGGACAAUAUAUACAUCAAAUUCUGUGACAGGCCAGUAAUACGGACUUGUACAUCCGUCGGCCUCUAAUUUCAAGUCUUCGAAAACUCCCUCUGCAACCUUCUAUUCAACCGUGCUGGAUCACAGCAGUUGCUACCAUAAUGUGAAUAUUUUAGAUAAGAUAAUCUCCAAGUUAAUGUUGUGUUAGUAAUCAGGUUCUUUUUUGGUCUCUAAGAGGUUCUAUGGAGCUGUGGAGCAAAAAUCAAAGUUCAAAUCUGAGGAAAACUGAUUUUGUUUGUAUUUAUUAAGACUUUAACACUCAUAUUUUUACCCAUUUGUUGCCAAAUGGUGGACACAAGAAAGCGUCCAACGAACUAGACAAUCAGAGGAAAGAAUCUGACACUUACCCGUCACAACUCUUGGUACAGAACAAACUGUGCAGAUGCAGCAGCACUGUGUCGUCUAUUUCUCUGUCAGAGUCAAAAACAAACACAAAAACAAGAACCGUUUCCAAACUUGAGUUCGUCUCAUGGUGUAGUGCCACAAGCAGUCGAUGUAAACCCGCUCUGAAUUGGCACCAGCUGUUCAUAAAUCCAUCAUGAGUUUGUGCAUGAAGCGACUCGUCCUUAAUGCUGAACUUGUGAUUUCCUAAAUCGUGUUGCACCAUCUAAACGGAAGGAAUGCCAAACUAGUAAAGACUUCUUUAGUGUAAGUCAUUAAAAAACAGAUGUAAACAUGAAGCUACAGAAACGUCACAACUUGUAGCAUCGCACCUACAAAUUACAGUUUUAAAGGAAAAACAGCGUCAGACUUAACUUAAUUUGAGCAUCAUGUCUGAUGUUAUUCACAUGACUUCUGGUAAUUUAGUGACCUUCAAAUAGAAAACGUCUCAAUUGUCAGCUAAAAAUAGAUCACUGAUUCAGUUACUUCAGUAAGUGAUUUUCCUCGUUCAGUUAAACUCUUCUGUAAACGUGUAAACAGUGAAGCAGUGAAUCCACAUUAGAUUCCCCUGUUGAAGAUGUAAGAUUUUAUUUCGGAGCAUUUUCACGACUUCUUUAUAUGUCUGUCUUAUGCAUAUAUAAAUAUAUAUAUAUAGAGAGAUUACUGAACUUGGCAAAUAUUGAAACUUCAGACUUUACCUCAAAUUUUCUUAGUAUCAGUUUUAUUUCAUUUGCAAAUGUGUAUUCCGGACUUUUCAGUUGAGGUCUCUUGUUGUAUUUUAUAGUUGGAAAUACCCUCCAGGAAAGUGUGGAGCAGGAAAGAGGACAGGAAGUCGAGGCAUGAUGGGUUGAAUGAGAGAGGAAGAGAAAGGAGAAAUUUGAAGAGCAAGAUGAGAUGAUGUGCUCUUUCAAAAAUAUAUAAAUGAGAUAGGGAAACAGUUGUGGAGGUGUUUUUUUUAUACUAAAUGGUAGUCUGUGGGAAGAGUUUGGGUAUGUGUCGAUGGUCUGUGAAGUGUCAGAGAGUGAUGAGAGAAAGUUGGCGGGUGUCGCGUUUAAUACUUUGGUGGUUUCAUGUGAGAUACUUUUGUGUUUUCUAACACUUGAUUUUUGUUACUGUAAAAUAUUUUUCCUGUUGUAUAUGUGGCAUCGAGGCACUUCAUAAUUCUCUUUAUAUUUUUCUACAUCGAUCAUUGUUCCUGUUCUGAUCAAAGAAAAUAAUUUAAAAAGAUGUACAUCCUAAUUGAAUAAAAAAAAAGUAAUUCCCAAACCCUAAA
Molecule: messenger RNA, 3711 nt
Organism: Amphiprion ocellaris (clown anemonefish)
Lineage: Eukaryota; Metazoa; Chordata; Actinopteri; Pomacentridae
Gene: rflna
Product: refilin A
Exons: 4
Coding region: 383-1045 (220 amino acids)
Biological process (GO): negative regulation of bone mineralization involved in bone maturation; negative regulation of chondrocyte development; actin filament bundle organization
Cellular component (GO): actin filament bundle
Molecular function (GO): filamin binding
Source: RefSeq, a predicted model, not a curated record